Carcharodon carcharias (great white shark) is the source of this 3269-nucleotide messenger RNA. RefSeq names its product SH2 domain-containing adapter protein E-like. Bases 447 to 2390 code for a protein of 647 amino acids. Gene Ontology annotation, molecular function: phosphotyrosine residue binding. The record is from RefSeq and is a predicted model, not a curated record. Lineage: Eukaryota; Metazoa; Chordata; Chondrichthyes; Lamniformes; Lamnidae. The transcript has 6 exons.
CGCAUUUUUUUUCAGCCGCAUUAAAUUAUCAGGUGUCCAUAGAAGUGGAAGUGGCUGUACUUGUCAUCACUCAAGCUCACAAUGGCAGGAAGGUGGAGUUUGAAGGCUAAUGAGAGGAGCAAGCUGUGUGAAAUAGCCCACGUCUGCAACAGGCGGAGGUCUUCAGAGGGAAGGAGGGAGACUUUCGGACUGGAAUCCCAGAAAGGCACAAAGUAGAGGAAAAUGUAAAUGUUGGGUCAAAAGCAGGUUGUGCUGAUCUAAACACCCUGGAUGUAGUAACAGAUUUUGUUUUGACUAACUGGUUAACGUUUUGUGAAGACAAAGAUUGUGCAGCGCUCUUUAUUUAAGGGACUUAGAUUGAGGUUGAAGACCUUCAGGAUUGGUGUUACUGUACUUGAUAGGAGCCUAAGCCUGUGGCCGUGCAAGUUGUGUUACCACUCCUCACUAUGGCAAAGUGGUUCAAGGAUUUCCAGCUGAGCCUAAAGACCCGGCCAAAGCCAGAGGGCACAGGAGCAACCCGAGCCGGAACGGAUUGUGAGGGAGCAAACAGGAAUCGGCGUGCCACCCAGAGUGAGAUAAACCCUCGGGGAACUGGGAGAGAGGUAAAAGGGGUUGCAGAGAGAGGGCGUGGUGAAUCUGAGCUGGGAAAACUCAGAAAAGCAGUAAAUGCUGGGAUGAAGGGGAAGUCUGCCGGAACUCAAGGAAAAACCGGCAGCAGCACACUGAUACGAGGGAAAACAGAACCAAAUAAAAAUCUCAUUCAAGGGAAAACUCCUACAGGACUAAUAAAAAAUGGAUUGACAAUGAAGAAGGAUAAUGGGAAACCACCCAAAGGAUCCGGGGAAAUUGGAAACAGUCUCUCUGGAAAAAACAACAAAAAUUCCAGCGUGGAUCCCGGGAAUGGCGAAGAAAUUGGAAAACCUGUCAAAAAUCCAUCGUUGAAACGGGCACAAAAUCCCGGUAAAUCAGGACAAAGUUUUUCUGGGAAACUUGGUUUGAAUCCAGGGAAAAUUACAGGGAGGAGUCCAGCCAAAACUGAAUUGAAACCUGAUCUGAAAGCUGGGAAAAAAGAUUCACAAACUGGGAAGGCGGACUUGAAAGCAGAGAAAGCUGAUGUAAAAAGUGGUAAAACAGACCUGAAAGCCAAGAAGCCAGAUUUGAAAACUGGGAAACCUGAAACAAACACUGGGAAAACACCCGAUUUGAAAACUGGGAAAACUGACCCAAAAACCAGCAAAACAACCAGUCAAAGCCCUGGGAAAACUGGAUUGAAUCUUGGAAAAAUAACUGGGACAAACACUGGGAAAACUGGAUUGAAAUCUGGAAAAACGGGACAAAGUCCAGGGAAGACUGGAUUGAAUCUGGGGAAACUAACUGGGAAGAAUUCCGGAAAAGCGGGACUAAACGCUGGGAAGCUGUCAGGGUCCAGCUACAUUUCACCCAAACACAGACUGAUCAAAGUGGAAAAUCAAGAGAAAAAUGGGAAGAACCUGAUGAACAGGAUUCCAAAUGCAGUGGAGGAUGAAGAAAGUGGGAAAGCCAAACAGGACACGGUCAUCAUUGUGGAGGAUUAUGCAGAUCCAUAUGAUGCCAAGAAACGAGAGACAGGACAAAAUGACGCAGAGCGGGUAGGGGAGAACGAUGGUUACAUGGAACCGUAUGACGCACAGCAGAUGAUUACAGAAAUCCGAAGACGAGGGUCGAAGGAUCCACUUGGGAAGCAGUCCCUGUUGUAUGACAGUCCCUAUGAACCGGGGGAAAUUGGGACAAAGCAGGAGGCACUUGGGAACUCUGCCCUAGAGAGGACAGGAAACCAGCGGCCAAUUGACAGCUGUCUGCCGGAGAAUGAUGAGCGUCCCGCAGCAGAGUAUGAGCAGCCUUGGGAGUGGAAGACAGAACAGAUCGUAAAAGCACUUGCAGUCCAGUUCGAGUCCACAGAGAGAUCAUCUCCACCCAAAGAGGAAAAGGUCAAACACCACCAUAGGCAGCCGAGCUGGACCCAGAAGGUCCUGAGGCAACAGAGUCCAGAGGGCAGCGAGAUGGGAGAGAAGGUGGAUCCAAACAUCCCUUUAGAAAAACAAGUCUGGUAUCACGGCACCAUCACCCGAAUGGAGGCAGAGUCUCGUCUACAGGCCUGCAAGGAGGCCAGUUACCUGGUACGAAACAGCGAGUCAGGAAACAGCAAAUAUUCUCUGGCCUUAAAAACCAGCCAAGGAUGUGUUCACAUCAUUCUGGCCCAGACAAAAGACAAUAAAUAUACACUGAAUCAGAACAGCGCCCUCUUUGACAGUAUUCCAGAGGUGGUGCAUUACUAUUGCAAUGAAAAGCUUCCAUUCAAGGAUGCGGAACACAUGACUCUCCUUUACCCUGUGCAGAAUAAACAGCAAUAAUUUGUGCAACUGCUCGUCUGUACAACCUGAUGGCGAGACAAUAGUCCAUAAAAAAGACACCCACAGCGGCCUCCCAGUCAACUCCAACCAACAGACAAGGAGGACAUAGAGAGAGAGAGAAACCGUAGCUGGAGAACACUCAACAGCAGCCUUCCCAACCAACUCCACCUGACAGAAAGAGAGAGAGAUAGGGAGGAUGCAGCCAGAUAUUGCACAUGGCAGUAGUAAUAUGCAUGACAGACAGCUUCCAAACCAACUGACAGGUACGAGAAGAGACAGCAUAGCCACAAAUCGCACACUAUAGCCGGGCCUCCAGACCAGCAGAAGUGAGCGGCUGGGAGGACACCAACAGACUUAAUCUUCUGACAAAAUAGUGGAAGGAGAAAGAAUAUAAUCACAAAAUAGCACAUCUUCAAGCCCAGGGACAAACAGUAUAGAAACACAUGAAGAAAUGUGCUGGAAUUGAAUAAGAAAUGAACUGGGUGCUUGGGUGGCGCAUACUUAAGUUUCAUCCUGGGACCUGGUUUUAAAUUCAGCCCAGGAUGAUGGGAUGAAAAUCUCUUUGUUCUGUUGACCAAAUGUGACGUGAGUCUACAGUACCCUUAACCUAACUCCUUGGUUCUCAUUAAAUUGGCAAUUUCACUCAGAGGCCACAGCACAGUUGAAGUGGAGAGUGGGAAAAUGGUACAUUGAUACAAAAAGGGCCGGUAUGCUGAUAGUGGGUUCAGGCACAUUGUGCAAACUGUGUAAAAGGAGCUCUGCGUUCAACCUGUGCUGUAUCUGUCCUGGGAGUGUUUGAUGGGGACAGUGUAGAAGGAGCUUUACUCUGUAUCUAACCCUGUGCUGUACCUGUCCUGGGAGUGUUUGAUGGGGUCAGCG